AGCAAAAAUUAGGCCACGCACAAAACACCAUUAAACAAUCAUGAUGAAGUCUGCCUCCCGGACCGCAUUAAUAUUAGCCACCGCUCUAUCCCACCGCUCCUUAAACCCUAACCCCAGCACCCCUUUCUUCCUUCGCAACGCCUCCGCCACCGUUUCUCUUCCACUGAUCUCCUACACCACCACUGUCACGCGGCGGCCAUCUAGCUGCAACAAUUUCUGCACUUCAAUGGCAGCCGGUGACUCCUCCCCUACUUCCGCUGCUGUCGAGAAGCAGUUUGAUAAGUUUCGUUUCAGUCUAGAAGAAUCUGGUAACUUACGUGACCGCAUCAAAGCUGUUGCGACUGAGAUUGAUUCGACUACGAGAAUCAUGCACUCCAUUCUUCUUCUAGUUCAUCAAUCUCGGCCCAUUCCUGAGGUUCUAGAGAAGGUUAACUCUCAUGUUGACAAAUUGAAGCAGCUUUUCAGUAAGCUUGCAGAAAUUGUUGGUGAAAGCCCUGGCCAAUACUACAGGUAUCAUGGUGAUUGGCGAAGUGAGACACAACAAGUAGUCUCUCUCCUUGCUUUUACACAUUGGCUAGAAACAGGAAGCCUUCUAAUCCAUACAGAAAUGGAGCAAAAACUAGAGCUGAAUUCAGAGUUUUGCCUUGAUGUUGAAGACUACCUUACUGGAAUAUGCUUUAUGUCAAAUGAAUUGCCUAGGUAUGUGGUGAAUCAAGUGACAGCAGGGGAUUAUGAUUGCCCUAGAAAGGUGUUAAAGUUUUUAACUGAUCUUCAUGCUUCAUUUCGCAUGCUUAAUCUCAGAAAUGAUUUCUUGCGAAAAAAGUUUGAUGGAAUGAAGUACGAUUUGAGGAAAGUUGAAGAGGUUUAUUAUGAUGUGAAGAUCCGAGGGUUGGGAUCUAAGGGUGUUGCGGAAGGAGAUCAAAGUGUACAAGAAAGUUAGAUCUUUUUGGAAUAUGUAAAGGAUGUGCUAAAUUAUGGGGAUUGUAGGUGAAUUGUGGUCAAUUGUUUUUUGGACAAUUUUUUAUUUGGUAGCUUAUCUUAGUGUCUAUGGUGUUUUGUA
This is a messenger RNA of Lactuca sativa (garden lettuce), 1060 nucleotides long. RefSeq names its product Translin family protein. NCBI's taxonomy places the organism in Eukaryota, Viridiplantae, Streptophyta, Magnoliopsida, Asterales, Asteraceae. Gene Ontology annotation, molecular function: sequence-specific DNA binding; single-stranded DNA binding; RNA binding. The record is from RefSeq and is a predicted model, not a curated record. Gene Ontology annotation, biological process: RNA metabolic process.